UAAGCGGCGGUCGUGAUUAAAGCGGCAACUGAAUCGAGGCUGCUGCGGGCUUACACUGGCAGUCGAACUGAUGGAUCCGAUUGUUCGGUUCUCAUUGCGCGAUUCAGUUGUUCCUCGUCGAUCGCGGCCCGCGGAAGUGUUCAUUUCACAAUCGUGCCCCACCGGAUUGUGACCCUUGAGUCUUCUGCUCACAUAGUAGCUGUGAAUAUAAUUGGAGUCGCGAGCGGAUAAAUGGAGAUCCGAGUGGGAGUGGGCGAUCUGCUGAAAAUGGGCACCAAGCUCAUUGGCCACAAGAUCGUCCAGUAUCGCCUUGGCACAAAGCAGACGAAGGUGGUCUGCACCAGGGACGGCCAGGUGCGCGGACAUCGCCGAAGGACACUCUACGACGAGGAGAUGUACUUUGCCUUCGAGGGAAUCCCCUUCGCACAGCCGCCGGUGGGGGAGCUGCGCUUCCGUGCCCCCCAGCCACCACAUCCCUGGUUGGGGGUGCGGGAUUGCACAUAUCCGAGGGCCAAGCCGAUGCAAAAGCACUUCGUGCUCAGCAUCGUCGAAGGCAGCGAGGAUUGCCUGUACCUGAACGUAUAUUCCAAGCGCCUGAGGUCGGACAAGCCGCUGCCCGUGAUCGUGUGGAUCUAUGGCGGUGGAUUCCAGAUCGGCGAGGCUGGUCGAGAUUUAUACAGUCCAGACUACUUUAUGCAGCAAGACGUCGUGGUUGUCACAUUCAAUUACAGGGUGGGCGCAUUGGGAUUCCUCAGUCUCGCGGAUCGCGAUUUGGAUGUGCCGGGAAAUGCUGGUCUCAAGGACCAAGUGAUGGCCCUUCGCUGGAUCAGUCAGAACAUAGCCCAAUUCAAUGGAGACCCCCAAAACAUAACCCUGGUGGGCGAGAGUGCGGGAGCAGCCUCCGUUCACGCAUUGAUGACCACCGAGCAAACCCGAGGGCUCUUCCACAAGGCCAUCAUGCAAUCGGGAUCCAUGUUCUGCGAGUGGGCCAAUGAGCCGAGCGGCAGGUGGGCAUACCGCCUGGCCUGCCAAUUGGGAUACUCGGGAAGUGAGAACGAGAAGGAAGUGUUUCGAUUCCUUCAAAAAGCAUCCGCAUCCGAUAUGGCGGCUCAGGGAAUUACUCUGAUCUCCCAAGAGGAACGACGGCAGUACGUCCUAUUUCCCUUUACUCCCGUUGUGGAGCCAUAUAUCACCAGGGAUUGCGUUUUGCCCCGUGGCCACAGGGAGAUGCUGCCGGAGGCUUGGGGAAAUGAUCUACCGCUGAUCCUGGGCGGCAACUCCUUUGAAGGCCUGUUCGCCUACCAGAGUACCCUGCACGACGAGGAGCACAUGCUGAGUGCCUUUGAGGUCCUAGUUCCUCGAGAGAUCAGGGAGAAGAGUACCCAGUCGCAUAUCAAGGAUCUGCUACGUCAGUUCAAGGUGGAUAACUUCGAUGAUGCGACUCGAGGGCGCAUGGAGUUCAAUGAGUGCCUGCACAUACUGUCCAUUAAGCACUUCUGGCACGGCAUUCAUCGCACUGUAUUGGCCCGCCUCAGCCACGCCCCCACUACGCCCACCUACCUGUACCGCUUCGAUGUGGACUCGCCCCAUUUCAAUCACUUCCGGCAGGUGAUGUGCGGAAAACACGUUCGCGGAGUUAGUCAUGCCGACGAUCUCUCCUACCUUUUCUAUCACAUUAUGGCCAACAAGGUGGAGAAGUCAUCGAUGGAGUACCAAACCAUACAGCGACUGGUGGGCAUGUGGGUGGCAUUCGCCCGAAACGACAAUCCCAACUGUCCACAGAUCGGCCCGACCACAUGGGAAGCACUAGAUGAGAAAGGUCCGCAGAUGUGUCUCAAUAUUGGAAAGCAACUGGAGUUCAUUGUGCUGCCGGAGUCGAAACAGAAUCGGAUUUGGGAUAGACUAUACGAUAAAAACGACUUGUUUCCCAGGUUCUGGGCCAGCCGGAAUGCCCAGUUGUUAUCAGGACCUUCCACCCAUUCGCUGAGAGCACAUCCCGACUGCAUGAUAGCCUUGUGGAAGAGACCUCGUGUUUGUUCCGUCGUCAUCAUCAUGUGGACAGAAGCGGAUCCUGCACUUUCUCCCAUCAAUGUGAUGUUGUUGGGGUCGCCAUUAAAGUGGGCGAUGUUCUGGCUUAUCCAACGCAGAGCCAUUACUUGGUCCUUGAGUCCCGCAUUGCCAGGAACAUCCAGCUUCGGAUCCUUUAAACUGAGAAAGCCUGAAAGGAAGACAGUUGAUAGCGACGAAUACCACUGGCUUCUUCAUGAAGUAAUCCGGACUGUAAAUAUCCCUGGAGGCCUCGCCCUUUUGGAAACCACCUCCAUAAAUCCACACAAUUACGGGCAGCGGUUUUUCCGACUUCAAGGUUUUGACAUAAACGUUCAGGUGCAAACAAUCCUCACUGCCCUCGACAAUUCCCAGGAGCAUGUUCCUCUGCAUGGGCUUGGAUCGAUUGGUAGUGCAGUUGAGCACUCCUUGCCAGGGUUCCGGUGGCUGAGGAGCCUUGAAUCGGAGGUCACCCACGGGGGGCUUGGCGUACGGAAUGCCCUCGAAGGCAAAGUACGGCUCCUUGUCGUAGACCGUCUUCCUUUGGAGUCCGCGCACCUGUCCGUAUUUGGUGUCCAAUAUCACUGUGUGACCAGUGGAGAGCCGGUACUGUUGCACCUUAUGGCCCACCAACCUGAGGGAGAGAUUGGAUUAGAUCGGGGAUACUUGCAGGUGAACACGACCAGCGGACCGGUGCUCGGAAAACUGUGCACAGGUGUCUACGGCGAUGAGUACGUCAGCUUCGAGCGGAUUCCGUACGCGAAACCGCCGGUGGGGCCCCUCCGGUUCAUGGCCCCCCUGCCCGUGGAGCCCUGGAGCCAGCCCUUGGAUUGCACCCAGCCCGGCCAGAAGCCACUCCAAUUCAACCACUACUCCAAACAGCUGGAGGGCGUCGAGGAUUGCCUGUAUCUGAAUGUCUACGCAAAGGAGCUCGACUCACCAAAGCCAUUACCGCUGAUUGUGUUCUUUUUUGGCGGUGGUUUCGAAAAGGGCGACCCCACCAAGGAACUUCAUAGUCCUGACUACUUCAUGAUGCGUGAUGUGGUCGUGGUCACAGUUUCCUAUCGCGUGGGUCCCCUGGGAUUCCUGAGCCUGGACGAUCCUGCCGUGGGAGUGCCCGGAAAUGCUGGUCUGAAGGAUCAGCUGCUGGCUAUGGAAUGGAUCAAGGAAAACGCAGACAGAUUUAAUGGCGAUCCCAAGAACGUGACCGCUUUUGGGGAAAGCGCCGGAGCCGCAUCAGUCCACUACUUGAUGCUGAAUCCCAAGGCUGAGGGUCUGUUCCAGAAGGCCAUAUUGCAAUCGGGCAAUGUGCUCUGCUCCUGGGCCCUCUGUACCAUCAAGAACCUGCCCCAUCGGUUAGCGGUCAACCUGGGAAUGGAAAGUGCCGAGCACGUGACCGACGCCAUGGUCUUGGACUACCUGCAAAAAUUGCCGGGAGAGAAACUGGUUCGACCAUAUCUACUCAGCGCAGAGGAGCAUCUGGACGACUGCGUCUUUCAGUUUGGACCUAUGGUGGAGCCAUAUAAAACGGAGCACUGCGCGCUGCCCAAGCAUCCGCAGGAACUGCUCGACAAGGCCUGGGGAAAUAGGAUUCCGGUGCUGAUGAGCGGCACUUCCUUCGAGGGCUUGCUGAUGUACGCCCGGGUUCAAAUGGCUCCCUACUUGCUGACCAGCCUGAAAAAAGAACCCGAGCACAUGCUGCCACUGGAUGUGAAGCGGAAUCUGCCCCAGGCUCUAGCUCGACAUCUGGGCCAGCGACUGCAGGAGACCCACUUUGGCGGUAGCGAUCCUUCUUCCAUGUCGCCAGAGUCCUUAAAAGCGUACUGCGAGUACGCUAGCUAUAAAGUGUUUUGGCAUCCCAUUUUAAAAACGCUGAGAUCCCGUGUAAAGAGCUCCAGUGCAUCCACAUACCUAUAUCGAUUCGACUUUGACUCUCCCACGUUCAAUCACCAGCGUUUGAAGUACUGCGGGGACAAGUUGCGUGGCGUAGCCCACGUCGAUGAUCACUCCUACCUGUGGUUCGGCGACUUUUCCUGGAAGCUGGACAAGCACACGCCCGAGUUCCUUACCAUCGAGAGGAUGAUUGACAUGCUGACAAGCUUCGCGAGGACAUCGAAUCCUAAUUGCAAGCUCAUCCAGGAUCAGCUUCCGCGAGCCAAAGAAUGGAAGCCCCUCAACAGCAAAUCCGCUUUGGAGUGCCUUAACAUCUCGGAGAACAUUAAGAUGAUGGAGCUGCCGGAGCUGCAGAAGCUUAGGGUCUGGGAAAGUGUCUGCCAAUCAACGGGCUAGUCAAGAGUAUUAAGUGUCCUAGCAAUAUUUGUAGCUGAAAUCAAGCAAGUGAUUAAACAUUUUCCAAAUAUA
Drosophila simulans is the source of this 4407-nucleotide messenger RNA. RefSeq lists its product as uncharacterized. NCBI's taxonomy places the organism in Eukaryota, Metazoa, Arthropoda, Insecta, Diptera, Drosophilidae. The record is from RefSeq and is a predicted model, not a curated record. The transcript is spliced from 8 exons. The coding region runs from base 232 to 4335 and encodes 1367 amino acids.